Oncorhynchus gorbuscha (pink salmon) is the source of this 1449-nucleotide messenger RNA. RefSeq names its product tuftelin-like. Bases 301 to 1146 code for a protein of 281 amino acids. NCBI's taxonomy places the organism in Eukaryota, Metazoa, Chordata, Actinopteri, Salmoniformes, Salmonidae. Gene Ontology annotation, biological process: intracellular signal transduction. The record is from RefSeq and is a predicted model, not a curated record. The transcript has 11 exons. Gene Ontology annotation, cellular component: intracellular anatomical structure.
ACUGAGCCUCGCCCUGCCAUGUAAGGCAAGACAGUAGGUUCCCAUACUGAGUUUCUCACACACCGACAGACACACAGUCGCAACAGUCAGAUCAUCGUCAGGAAGGCCCACGGACAACUGCUCUGAUACAGUCACAGCCACAGUCAAACAGUGAAUACCAGUCAACCAGUGAAUACCAGACUAGCCAGAGGCUAAAUCUGAUCCGACCUUCGGGAAGAGAAAGUAGAGGUCCUUAAGCUCUAUUGUACAGGUGUAUCUCGAGUCCCACAAACAGAGAAGGAAAACACCAGCAGUGUCAAGAUGCUGACAGACGAGGUGUCUCAGAUACAGGAGGUUCGGUACUGUCUGAAGACCUUGAGGGAACAGAUGGCCACCAGACAGAAUAACAAGGUACAAUGCCUUCAGGAGUUUCCAGCCAACGGUUACAAAGUCAGUGUCACCCUGCCUACCAACCCAGCAAUUGUCACCAAUUGUAAAAUUGUUGGGACUGAGUCAGAAACAAAUGUCAGGGAGAAUUCAGAGGACAGUGCAAAGAUAAGGGAGGUGAGCAAGCGCCUGUAUGCCCAGCUGAAGGAGUCAGAGAAGAGACACAAGGAGGAGAGAGACAGAAUGCAGGCUGAAAGCGAUGAGUUCAGCCGGCGCCUCGACGAGCAGUCGAAGCACCUGCAGUGGGUGGAGGGGGAGGCGGGGGAGCGAGGUCAGAAGGUGGAGGAGUUGCAGAGGCUGCUGGGGGGCAUGGAGCUGGAGGGUGCUGUCCUGAGGGGCAAAAUAGCCGCCAGUGAGGCUGAACUGCUGCAGCUGAGAGCAGCCAAGGAGGGGGUGCAGGAGAAAAAGCAGAGAACUGAGGAGCUGGAGAAGGAGCUGGCUGUCCUGAAGGAGAAAAUCCAUCACCUGGACGACAUGCUGAAGAGCCAGCAGAGGAAGGUCCGCCACAUGAUCGAACAGCUGCAGAACUCACGGACAGUAAUACAGGAGAGAGAGAGAGUGAUCAGGGAUCUAGAGGAGAAGGUGGCUUUUCUGGAAGCUGAGAACACAGAGAUGCGUGACCAGAUAGAGUACUUCCUGGCGGGUCAGAAGCCUGCUUCUCCGCCCACCAAAGAAUGCAAACCCACUCCCCAGAUUAUCUACAGCAGCAACACAGUAUAAUGUUCCAGGAUAGAAGGGCCAAGGAAGUUGGUAUAUUUCUGUUCUUUUGGCCACCUUCAUCAAUGCACGGAAAUAAGUCACUUCCUUCAAUCUGAGUGAUCGAGAUCAAGUCCUGAGCAGAGGGAGAUGAAGAUCAAGAGAGAUGGAUAGAGGAAGUGAUAAAAUGAGCGAGACAGCUGGUUGGUGUGUGUGUGUAUAUACAGUUGAAUUCGGAAGUUUACAUAUACUUAGGUUGGAGUCAUUAAAAGUCAUUUUUCAACCACUCCACAAAUUUCUUGUUAACAAAUUAUAGUUUUGGCAAGU